GCACUUGGUUCCUCCCCAGGGCGCCGCCGGAUGCUGUCACCUGGCGCCGCCCGGGCCCUGAGAGGGAAACCGUUCGCGGCGCGAGGGAAAGAGCUGGGCGGGACCAUUCCUCUCGGGCGGGGAGGGGAGCGCGCUGGGAAGGGGGCGGCGCCGCGGAGGAGACGGGCAGAAAGCG
Podarcis lilfordi (Lilford's wall lizard) is the source of this 175-nucleotide messenger RNA. The record is from the annotation of a GenBank genome assembly. NCBI's taxonomy places the organism in Eukaryota, Metazoa, Chordata, Lepidosauria, Squamata, Lacertidae.